ACCAACAAGGCGAACUUUCCCAGAAAGAUUCUCCUCAGAAAUAUGCUACGGUGUUAACACUGAUUCAGGUGGAUCUCAGACUUAAGCUAGAAAUUGUCACUCAACCGACUCUUCUGCUGUAUCAACCUUCGUUUGUUGAACAAGCCUCUACAAGUUGGGCGUAUUGAGCAAGUUGCUGAAUUCGCGUUCAAGGAGAGGACCACGCCCACAACUCGUGCAAGCAGUCACGACAGUGUCAGUUCGCAGUACAUAGUCCACCAGUGACGUCCCCAAUCACUGCUAAUAUGUCGGACACUCCUACCGGCUCUCCCUCUGUCGUUCGUAAAGUCCGAACAACACAAGGAUUGUGGCCGCCAAGGGGUUCUAGUGUUCAAGAUCUUCCAAAAACUGGAUUUUCUCCUGGGUGGAUCCGAGAAGGGCAAGGUAAAAGGUUCACUUGGCCUCCUCCGAAAGCUGGAGACUCGAGAGAAGGUGGGCGAUCUACAUCUAUGAUGCCGCAAGGAAAUGUUGCAAAUUGCUGGAAUCCUGCAAGUUCCCAGGAGGAUUCAGGGCCUUCCCCAUUUCCUCCCCAAUCCUCUCUCCCAGCACACCAUGCAAAACAUAUCGCUUGGCCGCCUCCGCCAGCGCAACAUCGGUCUUAUAACAUUUUUACUAAGCCUAAUCGCCAACUUCGUAGUUUUGACGAACUUGUUACGCAACACGCGAGCAUAGCCGUUCCCCCGACCUACCACGCACCCCCAGGCACGCAGCACGUGGAAUUCGAGUAUUCAGAGGAUGAAGAAUCAUAAAAUUUAUUUCUGCCCGAAUACAGAAUAUUAGCGUAAUAUGCUUUUGUUUUUUAAGUUAAAUAUUAUGUUACAGAUAAUUUAUUGCUAGGUUAUUCUUUUAUUUUUGUUUGCUGAAAAUCGC
Molecule: messenger RNA, 909 nt
Organism: Limulus polyphemus (Atlantic horseshoe crab)
Lineage: Eukaryota; Metazoa; Arthropoda; Merostomata; Xiphosura; Limulidae
Exons: 3
Coding region: 285-788 (167 amino acids)
Source: RefSeq, a predicted model, not a curated record